Molecule: messenger RNA, 3246 nt
Organism: Mycena citricolor
Lineage: Eukaryota; Fungi; Basidiomycota; Agaricomycetes; Agaricales; Mycenaceae
Source: the annotation of a GenBank genome assembly
CGGCGAGACUCCACCCGUCAUCGCCUUUGAUGCUCUGCAGUACUCGCAGAACGCACAUAACGACUCAUGUCUUCUUCAGAACUCUCUCGCAGACCCGCCUCGCUGCGUGCUGAAGUGAAGGAUGAACAACCCAACUCAAGAGUGUCGUCUAGUCAACCCUCUACCAUUCACCCCGCCAUCAGACCCAAGUCAACAAGUCUAUUGGGAUGGCUCAGAGGGAUCGGUUCGGGUAUGUCCAAGGACAUAAUGGCCAGAAUACCGUUCUACCUGAGUGAUUGGACCGACGCCUGGAACUAUCGAGUGAUACCAGCGACUGCUUUGAUUUUCUUUGCCAACGUUCUUCCUGGAAUUGCGUUCUCUUUGGAUCUCAUUGAAACGACCAAUCAAUACGGAGUGUCCGAAGUUCUGCUGUCCUCAUUCAUGGCGGCCUUCGUGUUUUCUGUCUUUGGUGCACAGCCGCUGACCAUUGCGGGAGUGACGGGACCGAUCACUGUGUUCAACAAAACGAUCUUCACGAUCACUCAAGGAGCGAAGGACAGGCCGGACUAUCUGCACUUCGUCGGUUGGGUGUACCUAUGGGCUGCCAUUCUGCACUGGAUCACGGCGGCUCUGAACUUCUGCAACUUCCUAAAAUAUGUGACAUUGUUUCCCUGCGAUACAUUUGGAUUCUACGUCGCUUGGGUGUACCUGCAGUAUGGUGUCCAGGUGCUGACACGACAACUCGACGGGAACCCGCAGAACGCGCCAGGGCCGCUCGUCUCGAUCGUUGUCGCGCUCCUGAUGCUCGUGACAUCAUUUCUCUUCCAGUCGCUGUCGGCCCAGAACCUGUUUCAUCGACACACGCGCCGAUUUCUCGCAGACUACGGCAUGCCCAUAUCCUUGAUCGCAUCCUCCGCCAUGGCGUACUGGGGCCGUUUCAACGCCGCGAAUACAGCCACCCUUCCCGUCGGAGCCGCAUUCCAGCCUGCCGGAGGGAGAGAGUGGCUGGUCAAAUUUUGGGAACUGGAUGGGAAAUGGGUCGGGAUCGCCUUCCCAUUUGGAUUCAUUCUUUGGGUUCUCUUCUUUUUCGAUCACAACGUCUCGUCCUUGAUGGCUCAGGGCGCUGAAUUCCCAUUGCGCAAGCCUCCUGGAUUCCACUGGGACUUUUUCCUCCUGGGGAUCACGACGUUCAUCGCCGGUUUGCUCGGACUCCCGGCACCCAACGGUUUAAUCCCUCAAGCACCGAUUCAUACGACAUCGCUGCUCGUCAUGCAGCACGGUAGGCCCGAAGCAGACAAGGAAGAUCAGAGAUCAGAUAGCUUGGACUUCGUUGAGCGACCGAUAGCCGUUGUGGAGCAGCGUGUCUCCAAUCUCGCUCAGGGGGCACUCUGUCUGGUGCUUCUCACCGGUCCUUUCCUGCAUGUGCUGCAUCUGAUCCCUCGCGGAGUUCUGGCUGGCCUGUUCUGGUUCAUGGGAGCCGAUGCGCUGCGUGGAAAUGGGAUCACGCAGAAGCUUCUCUACUUUCUCCGUGACAAGCACCUGACACCACCGGACGAACCGCUCAGAAAAGUGCGAAAGUCACGAAUCUUGUUAUUUGUUGGUGUCCAGCUUGUCGGAUUCGGCGCUACUUUUGCCAUCACACAAACCAUCGCGGCGAUCGGUUUCCCGGUGGUCAUAAUGCUCCUCAUCCCUCUGCGAGUGUGGAUCGUCCCACGAUUGCCGUUCACAGCCGAAGAGCUGGCCAUCCUUGAUGGUCCAACGGCAUCCCCUUUCGUAAGCUCGUUUCCUGGUCUGCUUUCUGUUGCUCACGGCGGAUUGUCAGACCAUGGAAUCCGUAGGAGGAACACUAUCUUAGACGCUUCUAUUUAUCUACACGGCGAUCGUGCAGGAUUCUACCAGGAUCCGACGACCUACACUCCAACUGGGACGGUUAUCACACCUCUGGGCACCCAACAAGAACUGCAAUUGGGAUCGAUCUUGCGCUCGAGAUACCUGAACGCAUCCUCGCCGCUCUUCGUCCGGGGGAUCAACUCGAGCCUGGUCAAUGCGAACCAGAUCCACGUACGGGCUGAUGCGGGCGGUGAGUCGGGCGUCAUAUACGAUUCGGCUGUGGCCAUGCUACAAGGGCUGUUCCCUGCAAACGCCAACUACACGACGAGCCUUUCCAACGGAUCCGUUAUCGAAGGAGCGGAGAGCGGCUACCAGUAUGUCCCCAUCGAAACCGUGGAAACCAACAACGAUGUCUCGCUUGAAGGUUGGACCUCCUGCGGGGCGUUCGACCAGUGGACCAGUGGUUUUUACGCAUCUCCUGCAUUCCAGGCCCAGGCCAACGAGAGCGCGUCCUUCCUGAGUCAGCUUCCGCCCUACCUGGACGGACGGGCAGUCACUCUGGAGAACAUGUGGAAUAUCUACGACUUCAUGAACGUGCAAUCCAUUCACAAUAAGGCGUUUGCUCAAGCGCUGCCUCCGACGUUCCUCGCUCAGGCUCGGACACUUGCAAACUGGCACGAAUACGGAGUUUUCACAUCUCCCCAGCUCAACGGGAUCGGGAACAUCGCUGGCCGGACGAUUUUGCCCCAGAUGUUGCAAGAGCUGCAUAGCAUUGCCAAUGCUUCAGACCCGCUCAAGAUUGCCUACCAGGCAAUUGCAUACAAGCCCUUCCUGUCGCUCUUCAAUAUGACAGGCGUGGCGGAACAGAACCCGGAGUUGGCUGGAAUCGUCAACUACGCGGCGGCGGUGGCGUUAGAAGUUCGCCAGCCUUCGGAUGGAAGCGAGGCUGUCUUGCGGUUCAAUUUCAAGAACGGCACAGGCCAGGACUUUGUCACCUACAACUUUUUGGGCUCCACAACGGACGUUCCGAUCUCCACUUUGGUCCAACACGUCAACGCAACGAUGAUUAACACCACGAUCCAAUGGUGCAAUGCCUGUGGAAACAACGCGAAUCGGGGCUGCGGAGAACUGGCCCUCGCCGCAUCGCAAGCCAGCGCCGUCGCCGUUGCUGGAUUCCACAGCCACCAUGACAGAAUCAGCCCAGUGGGUGCAGGCUUCCUCGGCGCAGGCCUGACUUUGGCCGUCUUUGCCAUCAUGUUUGGUGUUCUUGCGUUCUUGGGUCUCUUGACGUUCGGUCGCAAACGCUCUCAGCGCUCGAACACUCAAUCUGAAAAGAAGGUGUAAGACACGAAUAGUAAGCUGUACAAGUGUAAAUUGUUGUUCACAAUGUACCGGGAUGUUGGCGGAGAGGCCAUCGCCAACUAGCAGAUAGCUGCC